This is a messenger RNA of Cyphellophora europaea CBS 101466, 525 nucleotides long. RefSeq lists its product as uncharacterized. The record is from RefSeq and is a predicted model, not a curated record. Lineage: Eukaryota; Fungi; Ascomycota; Eurotiomycetes; Chaetothyriales; Cyphellophoraceae. The transcript has 2 exons. The coding region runs from base 1 to 525 and encodes 174 amino acids.
AUGGCUGUCCUGCUCUACACAUACAGGUCUAACCUCGCCGGCCACCACAGCGUAACAUCCAUCUCAGCCGCCAAACGCAACGCCGCCCUGCACCGCCACGCCGACGGCGGCCAACUCGACAUGCGCCGCGAAUCCCUGCGCCGCCACGGCGUCCUCGACCAGGUCGAGGGCACCAAGGGUGUCGAGCUUUUCCGUAAUGCUCGCGCCCCUGCCGCCAAUUCCACUUCCACUUCCACUUCCACUGCCGUCGGCGCCGGCGCCGGCGCCGGCACAACCAACAGUUCUGCUCCCACCCCUGUGCCAGAAGCGGUGCAUGGGCCGGAUCUGAGUUCGCCGCCGCCGCCGCCGGCGGAGCAGAAGCAGACGAAGAACGCGCCGACAGGAGAAGAGGCGGUGAGGGGCUCCGGGGCAGGAGGCCAGCAGCCCGAGCGGGCGGCACGGACGGAGGUGGAGGGCGGGUUGGAGGGCUGGAAGGGCGAGGGGGGUAGGGGCCGGUUUCGGGGCCCGCCGCCGCCGUCGGCGUAG